Molecule: messenger RNA, 1716 nt
Organism: Nicotiana tabacum (common tobacco)
Lineage: Eukaryota; Viridiplantae; Streptophyta; Magnoliopsida; Solanales; Solanaceae
Product: BTB/POZ domain-containing protein At5g17580-like
Molecular function (GO): protein binding
Source: RefSeq, a predicted model, not a curated record
AUGGCCACAAGGAAAAACAUUGCAUCUCCACCCAGGAAAUCAGUGUCUGCUUCAUCAUCAGAUGUUCAGCUCCACAUAUGUGGAGUACCAUUCUCCUUGAAUAGGGAAGUUUUGACUGCAAAAUCUGCAAAGCUAGCUGCAGUGCUGAAAGAGAAUCCUGAAGAUGAUGUUUCUCAUUUGCUAGGAGACAUUCCCACUGAUUCCGAAACUUUUGAGCUAGUCGCAAGGUUCUGCCAUGGUUUUGACAUAAGCCUAUUGCCUGAGAAUGUUAUUAAAGUCCUUUGCCUUGCUAACUAUCUUGGAAUGUCUGAAGAUCACAGCACAAACAACCUCAUAAAGAAGGCUUGUUUCUACUUUCAAAAUAAUAUCCUUCCUAGCUGGAACAAGUGUAUUAAAGCCCUCAAAUCUGCUGAAACCAUUCUUCCACAAGCUGCAGAUCUUGCCCUUGUUGAUGCCUGUGCAGAAUUGAUCAUCACCAAAGUAGUGCAUGAUCCAAGUCUUCUUGGAGAACCAAUUAGGAACGUAACAACAACAGAUGAUGACAGUGAGAACGACGAAAGUACCUAUAAGCCAAAUGUUAGGAGGAGGCUCUUUGUUCUUGACUGGAAAUCUGAGGACUUGACAGUACUUUCCAUUGCUCUCUACGAGCCCAUUAUUCGUGCAAUGAUUCAUCAAAAUGUCCCUCUGGAAUAUGUGGCAUCAUCUCUGUUUCACUAUCUCACAAAAUGGGUUUUUCCAGGCACUAAAGGAGAAGAUGAGACAUCAGUUUAUGAGAGGAAUUCUCAGAGAGAGAUCAUUGAAGCAGUGGAGAGACUGUUGCCGCAAGAGAGGGGGCUGAUCCCUUGCUCUUUGCUCUCUCAAAUGUUGCAAUCUGCAAUAAUGUUGGAUGCUAAUACUGAUUGUAAAAGCGGAUUGGAAACUAGAAUAGGAAAGCAGCUGGACCAGGCAACUGUAAAGGACCUCUUAAUACCUGCACAAGGAUAUGCAAAAGAAGAGCAGUAUGAUACUGAAUGUGUGAAAAGGAUAAUGAAGUAUUUCUACAGCAAUUACACAAGCACAGAUGAAUCUGGCCUGAUUGCCGUGGCACAACUUAUUGAUGACUUCUUGGCUGAGGUUGCUAGUGACAUAGAUUUGAAGUUGAAGACAUUUUUAUCACUAACAGAUUUAUCACUAGCAGCAUCAGAAGGAACUCAUAGGAAUUCUGAUGGAAUAUAUAAAGCAAUUGAUAUAUACUUGGACAAGCACAGAUAUCUCACGGAUAGGGAAAGGGAUGAAGUUUGCAGGAUGUUGGAUUGCAACAACCUGUCUCCUGAAGCCUGUGAGCAUGCUGCACACAACGAAAAGCUACCAGUACGAGUGAUGGUGCAGAUUUUGUUUUCUGUGCAGUUGAAGUUGAAGGAUACUGUGGCAAAGAGGAUACAGAGGGGUUCUGGAAACCUAUUGUUGAAGCUGGAAGAAGACGAGGAAGAUGCAACGAGGACAAGCAGCAGUGAAGAGGAAGUGAAAGCAGAGAUGGAAAAGAUGGGAAGCAAGGUGCUGGAACUGGAGAAAGAAUGUCAUAUGAUGAGAAGGGCAAUUCAGAGAGGUAGCUACCAGCACAAGAUUCAGAAGGAGAAAACAAGCAUGUGGAAAGAAAUGAAGAGGAAGUUUGGUUGUAUGACAAGCUUGCAUGAGACAAAUUGCCAUGUGAAGAAGAAAAAAGUGCAUCCAAGAUAG